This is a messenger RNA of Pelobates cultripes (western spadefoot toad), 299 nucleotides long. Lineage: Eukaryota; Metazoa; Chordata; Amphibia; Anura; Pelobatidae. The record is from the annotation of a GenBank genome assembly.
AUGUCACAGCCUAAGAUCCGCCGACACAACGUUAAGACCGAUAAAUUACACUUUUUCGCUCAAAAGAAGGUAGCUACCCUGGCUCUACAAACAGCCGAAAUAGGCCUUCAAGAUGGCGCCGGGCACUCCGAGGAAAGCAGCCCGAGGUUGGAAGUGGAACAGCCGUCUGAGAGAGAGCCACUCACCACAGUGUUUCUCCAGCAGGCUCUGGAUCUCCAAUCCCAAAAGUUAAUCUCCAUUUGGCAAACCAGCGAGGCGGAAUUAAAGCGCGACCUUUAUGAGUUGGGCACCCACACAGC